ACACGCGCCCUCCGCAUCUCACUCGUCUGCACCAUCCAACUCAAUCAAGCUGUCUCCUUCAAAAUUAGCGAAGAUUGUCUCCAAAGACUCCGCUUCUCGCGCGAUGGGGAAGUCGGAUAUCGAGUCUUGGAUCGCGUCGACCUCGACCUCAUCGCCCACAGCGGAUGGCGAAAACCUGAACGGUCACAGAUUAUCUGGCUGGCGGAGAGACCUCGUUGUGAAUGACUGGCAAGCGGCCCUGUUGGCUGCUCGCAGGCUGCUCCUCACCAGCAGCACGAAAACUCGGACAUGGUUCCUGCAAGAAGAGCUGCUGUACAUUGCUCGCAAUUGUGAUCUCACUUUGAGUCAAACAUUGGAUAUAUUCCAGCUGCUGACUCUGACUUACUCGCGAUAUGUCGAUGCACCUUCACGAGAAGCUGUGGAAACGGUUGGCGUAGAGCUCGUGCGCCGGGACGAGCUGCGCGGCACACCAGAGGGGGAACAGGAUGCCGAGAGGAUGGGAGUUGCUGAACAAAUUGUUGGCUGGCUAGCACAAGAGGUCGACCGUAUGGCAAAACGUCCAAGUGCUUAUCCCCCAGCAGACAUGCUUGUCCUUCUCAGCUGGUGUGCCGGGAUAUACUCGGUGUGUGUCGAGCACAACCCCCACUUCACCUCGUCCGUCCCGUGGAGCCCACUUGUUGGCAGUAUGGCCACUCUGCUGGAUCUCAUCCUCGAUAAAGCGAAUCGCGCGAAGCCAUCUGUUCAGAAGGGCGCCCUUGUCCGCGCGCGUCGCGCUCUCCGGUCGAGCCCUCGAGAUAUCCAUAGCGUGAUUGAGACAUUGAUCACGCGAGCGAAAGGCCAUAACAGCCCCCUUCAUGUUGUUUCACUUCUUGGCGUAGCAGUUGAUGUCAAGAUGAGGCUCAAGAACGUCAAAGAUGACGGUUUGAAAAAAGUCGACGAUGAGCUGAAGUCGAAUAUUAUCGCGUUCUACAAUGCAUCUGUUCUCAUGUCGAGGACAGCCGUUCCGUUACAUGCUGGGGCGGCUCUCUGUGGGUUCAUAGGAAGCUCCGUAGAUGAGAAGGAUCUUGAGCAACUGAUCCUUCCUCAAAUGGAAAAGGCGCUCCUCAGGUCUCCAGAAGUCUCUCUGAAUGUCAUUGCGGAUUUCCUUGAGGCAUACUCUCAGCCUAUAAACAGUGCCACCUUCAAGCGAAUCCUUACCGCGACUGUCAACAGCGCCAAGUCUCCGAACGCCCUAAUUCGCGCUGGAGCUGUCCAGCUCUUCAAGACCGUUAUCUCAAAAACGAGCAAAGGAUCUGACCUGAAGCUUGCUCUGGACGAAUUGUUGACACUCCCGCGCUCGGGCAAGACUGCCGGAGCCGACCACCGAGUCGCUCUCUAUACCAUGCUCGGCUACCUACCACCAUCUCAAGAAGUUUCACCCACCGCCGUCGAGGCCGGGCCCUCGCUACUGGCCAAGGAAACCAACGAUGGCGCCAUAACUGUGCUUGCUCUGUCCUUAGCGAGACACAUAGUCUUUAGCUUGUGCGAGAACCUCGCAUUGCCGGUUGCCACCCAAACUGCAAUCACGAAAGAAAUGAAUGCAGCAAAGCCUCCGGUGCGACGUGCUUUCUCCUCUCUAGUCGGUAAUGUUCUCUGGGAACUGGAUAACUUGUCUACUCAGGCAGCACUCGACUUCGCCAAGGCCGUGCUGCCCUCUUUGGAGACGUCGCUGAAGACCGUCGCAGCGAGCCCUGCCGCACCCCCGGCUGGACCAUUGGAGGGCUACAUCGCGGUCGCGCUCCUUCUUGGACCAUAUCAUCGCAGCGGCAAAUUUGAAGACUUUAUCAGUCGGAACACGUCUUCGCAGUCGUUGCUUGCGACAGGCGCAAAGCCGUCGUUUUUGCUGUGGGAUAAAGUCUACCAGAAGCUUGUUGAACCGGAAGAUCAGGCCUGGCUCCUUCGUGCUGGGGAGGCUGUCUUGUCGUACUACAAGAACGACAUCCUCAAGUCAGAACAAACAAGUGCGAUGGUCGGCAACCUGUUCUUGCAUCUUGCAGUGGACGGUUCAUCUGUCGAAAUUCGGCGUCUUGCUGUUUCAUCAAUGAACGCCCAGGCUCCCAAGCUUCCCGAGGUGGUGAACCGCAUCGUGUCAGCCUCGCUGAAGGCAUACCUCGUCAAGGAGAGCGCGCCGGCGAGGACGAGUGGCGAAGAAGCAGAGACAAAGGUCGUGAGCAAGGAAGGACGCCUCUGCGCGUUCCUUAUUUCGUGUGCUGCCGUUGGCCAGGACGUAGAUUGCUCUGUUCGAGAAGACCUCGUUCUGGAUCUGCUUGUGGUAAGCUACCACACCGCGAUUGCUGGGCAUGGCCUGCGCACCCCCUGGAUUGACCUCUGCCAGACUGCUGGAGUUGACCCUCAUGAAAUCGCCACUAAGCACUGGGAACGUAUCUUGCCCCAACUGAUCGCGGCUUCUGAGUCACAAUCCCCCGGUUUUAUUGAAGCUAGCUACCGCGCCGUGACGACACUCUCGUUCGUGGCUCCCGAGAUAGCGAUCCCUCGUGUUGUGGAGCAGCUACGCCGCGAUAUUGACGCGCAAGCAUUGAGCAGUCUCACAGACGAGGAUCUUGCCAUCUGGGCGACACCUGAAGGGACUACCUAUGUUGAUGUAUUGGCUAAUAAGAAGACCGACGAACCAGUGAAGAAGGGCAAGGGCUACAAGGACGCUCAGUGGGAAGCCGAGAUCCGGAAGUCGCUCGCAAACAAGAAGCAGAAUGCAUCUGGUAUACUGUCAAAGCAAGACCAAGCCCUUUUGAAGGCGCAGCUUGAGAAGGAAGCGGCCAUCCGCAAGAGGGUAGAAGGCCUCAAAACCCGGCUAGAGCGUGGACUUGCGCUUGUGCGCAGUCUCGUGAGGUCGAACGCGGAGGAGCUCAAGAGUCAUGUUUCGUCCCUGACUGACAUACUGUUAAGCGGAGCAUUUGGCAGUGCGGCUAUCUCGCUUGUUGGAGAGAACUCUUUCAAGACAUAUCUUGAUAUCUCGGCGUGCUGUUCAGAACGCAUCAUCGCUUUCAGUAAAUGGACCGGCGUUGCUACUUUGCGAAGUUUAGAGGUGCCCGGUAUUCCAGAAGAGUUGCAGGAAGAGCCGAUUAGCUCGAUGGUUCUCCGCGUGCUGCACAGGCUACGGUUCUUGUCAGAGCAAAUUCCCUUCGAUACUGCGACAUUUUCAUAUACUUCUCCUCUCCUUAACCAGAUCUUCAUCAAGGGAGGGGUUGGCUUGACAGAAGAAGAAGACCCUUUGGAACAGGCAACGCUUGCCCUUGACUUGGUUAAAUUCCACACUGGUGAAUUCUCCCAAACUGCCUUCCCUCGCAAGCAAACUAUGGAGAACCUCCUCUUUGUUAUUCGCCAGCAGCCGAAGCUCGCAAAGGACGCAUCAUCUGCGCUUAUCGAUAUUGGCCAAGCUGUGCAGUCAAGCGUCAAGCCUGAAGAGCUGCAGGUUUUGCUCCGUGGCACCCUGAUCCAGGAAGUCUAUGUCCGCAACGCUUGCUUGCAAACUCUUCAACCUUUCGACUUGACGGAGCUUGAUUGGUCUUCAGAGCUGUGGAUUGCGUGCCGCGACGACGAUGAACAGAACGCUAGGCUUGCAGAACACCUCUGGGAAGAUAAUGGUUUAGACGUCCCCGAGAGCUUUCUGCAGUCUCUACUGUGCUACCUGGAACACGAAAACGCCUACGUCCGAGCCAGCACUGCUGCUGCAAUUGCGGAGGCUGUGGAGCACUGGCCGCAGUCCACCACUUCAACUUUGAGCGAGAUACAAGACUUCUUUCGUGAUAAGGCUAAGAUCCUUGCUCCGGAGUUCGACCAAUACGGAAUGAUUAUCGCCAGCACAAUUGACAGGGCAGAUCCGUGGCCGACUCGUGUAGCCAUUGCAAGGACAUCUGAGCUUAUGGCACCGAGCUUUACUGCGGACAACUUGGAGCCGUUCUUCAAGUUCCUGAUUUAUGACGAAGCUCUUGGUGACCGCCAUUCUGACGUUCGUCGAGGCAUGCUCCAGGCUGGCACCGCUGUCAUUGACCUCCACGGUCCUGCACGUUUGGCUGAACUGAUCUCGAUGUUCGAGGAGUAUUUGGGCAAAUCUCAGCCUGCGAACGAAACCCAUGACUACAUCAAGGAGGCUGUGGUCAUCUUAUUUGGCCGCCUCGCGAAACACCUCGACCCAUCUGAUCCGAGAGUGUCGAGCAUCGUUGAGCGACUCGUGGAUGCAUUGAAGACGCCAGCGGAGCAAGUGCAGAUUGCAGUAUCUGACUGUUUGUCACCCUUAGUCAAGCAGAUGCGGACGCCAGUGGAGGACCUUGUUAAUCGUCUUUUUGACGAACUUCUCAACGGGCAGAAGUACGCAAUCCGUCGAGGUGCCGCGUACGGUUUGGCGGGAGUUUUCAAAGGUGCCGGCAUCUCUGCCAUGAAGGAUUUCAACUUCAUUGAACGCCUGCGUGCCGCGGCGGAGGACAAGAAGCACUUUGAGCCUCGUCAAGGAGCGAUGUUUGCCUUUGAGACAUUCUCCAAUGUCCUAGGACGCCUCUUCGAGCCCUAUGUCAUUCAUAUCUUGCCGAUGCUACUGACAGCGUUCGGCGACGCCACGACCGACGUCCGCGAGGCGACCUACGAUACCGCAAGGGUCAUCAUGGCGAAUCUUUCUGGAUACGGAGUUAAGACUAUCCUGCCAUCUCUUCUGGAGGGUCUCGAUGAGAAGCAGUGGCGUACGAAGAAAGGCUCCAUCGAACUGCUGGGUAUGAUGGCGUAUUGUGCACCGAAGCAGCUGUCGCAAUCCCUACCUGUUGUUAUUCCACGAUUGACGGGCGUGCUGACCGACUCGCAUGCCCAGGUAAAAGCAGCGGCCAACAAGAGUCUGAAGCAAUUCGGCGAGGUCAUCAGCAAUCCGGAAAUUCAGUCUCUGGUUCCUGUCUUCCUUAAGGCUAUGGUGGACCCCGCAAAGACAUCAAAUGCACUCACAGCGCUUCUCAAGACGUCAUUCGCUCAUUAUAUCGACCAUUCAUCUUUGGCCUUGGUCGUUCCUAUUAUCGAGCGUGGCCUUCGUGAACGUGGUGCGGACACGAAGAAGAAGGCGGCACAAAUCGUGGGCAACCUGGCAUCUCUCACAGACUCCAAGGACUUCGUCCCUUACCUCAACGAACUCCUACCUCUAGUUCAUGUCGUGCUCGUCGAUCCUGUUCCUGAGGCUCGUGCUACGGCCGCGAAAGCCCUAGGCACCCUCGUGGAACGACUCGGCGAGGUUCACUUCCCAGAUUUGGUACCUGGCCUUCUUCGUACUCUCAAAGCCGAUAGCUCCGGUGUGGACCAUCAAGGUGCUGCACAAGGUUUGUCCGAGGUCCUUGCUGGCCUUGGUAUGGAGCGCAUGGAGGGUCUACUUCCAGACAUCAUCGUCAAUGCACAGUCCCCUCGCAGCACCGUCAGGGAAGGUUUCAUGUCAUUACUGGUCUUCUUACCUGCAACAUUCGGAACUCGUUUCUCACCACAUCUUCCGAAAAUCAUUGGCCCCAUUCUCAGCGGCCUUGCCGAUUCCGAGGAUUACGUGCGCGAAGCCGCCAUGCGUGCUGGUCGCAUGAUCGUCACUAACUAUUCGAACAAAGCUAUCGAUCUGCUGUUACCUGAGCUCGAGCACGGCAUGUUCGACCCUGGCUGGCGUAUUCGCCAAUCUUCCAUCACGCUCGUCGGAGAGCUCCUGUUCAAGGUCUCCGGUAUCAGUGGCAAGACUGAGAUUGAAGAAGAGGAAGAGGCGGCGGACACCACUCUUGCUGAGACAUCUCGCAAGGCACUCAUUGAUGUCCUUGGCCAAGAGCGCAGAGACAGGAUUUUGUCUGCUCUCUACAUGGCUCGCCAGGAUGCGGUUAAUGUUGUCCGUCAAUCUGCUGGUCAUAUCUGGAAGGCUCUGGUCCAUAAUAGCCCGCGUACUGUACGCGAGAUUCUGCCUCAGCUCAUCACUCAAAUCAUACGUCUCUCCAGCGAUGAAGCUGACCAACAAGAGACUGCUUCGAGGACGACUACUGAGCUAUGCCGCAAGUCCGGUGAGAAGAUUCUUGGAGAGAUCAUCACCAUUCUCCGUGGCAAGGCGAGCUCUACUGACUCCCGUGUUCGUGAGGGUGUCGCUCUGACCCUCUCCGAGCUCAUGGAGAGCACCACCGAUGCUCAACGCGAGGGACACGAAGACGAGAUUAUCACCAUGGUCCGGGUCUCACUUGUUGAUGACGAGUCGAACGUUCGUGCCGCUGCGGCCAAGGCCUUCGAUAUCCUGCAAGAGCACAUCGGCGUCAAGGCCAUUGAUCAGACAAUCCCAACCCUCCUGGAGGCUUUGCGCCAGCCUGGCCGGAGCUCUGGCACAGCCCUUCAGGCCCUAAGAGAAGUCAUGAGCGUCCGGGCAUCGACCGUGUUCCCUGUUCUCAUCCCUACACUGACUGCCACGCCCAUGACCGUCUUCAAUGCCCGCGCGCUGGCUUCGCUGGUGUCUGUGGCAGGCUCCGCUCUCAGUAAGCGUCUGACAGUCAUUCUCAGUGCAUUCGUUCGUGUUUUGGAAGGACCGGAGGGCAAGGAUGAGGAGCUGCACGAGGCUGUCGACGAAGCUCUACAUGCACUCUUGGGCUCUAUUAGCGACUCGGAGGGCCUCAAUACCCUGAUGCUUCUACUUCUCGGCUGGGCGAAGCAUGAAAGUGUUGAGCGCCGCGUCAGCGCUUGCAACAUAUUCACAGUGUUCUGCGAGGUUACCGAGCUCGAUACGUCACUCUACCACAUCGACUGGAUCAGGCAGCUCGUCUCCCUAUUGGACGACUCGCAAGUGCCAGUGCACACCGCCGCAUGGCAGGCCUUGGAUGCAUUCGUCAAGUCUGUCCCCAAGGACGAGCUCGAGCCGCUUGUUGUACCCCUGAGGAGAACCAUCGAGAGCAUUGGUGCCCCAGGCCACCACGUCCCAGGCUUUAGUCUGCCAAAAGGCGUUUCGCCGACCGUAUCAAUCAUCAUCGCGGGUCUCACGACCGGCAGCAACGAGCAGCGUGAGCAGGCUGCGUACGCGAUCGCGGACCUCGUCGAGCGCACAGAGGAGAGCGCGAUCAAGCCGUUCGUCGUGCCGUUCACGGGCCCGCUCAUCCGUGUGGCGACGCAGGCGACGACGUACCCACCUGGCGUCAAGACCGCGAUCUUGCACGCGCUCGCGACGAUGCUCGAGCGCAUUCCGGCGUUCGUCAAGCCGUUCUUCCCGCAGCUGCAGCGCACUUUCGUCAAGAGCGCGAGUGACCUAUCCAGCCUGGCCGUCCGCAACAGGGCCGUGCAGGGCCUAGGCGUGCUCAUGAAGAAUCAGCCGCGUGUGGACCCAGUUAUCACGGAGCUUGUUGGUGGCGUCAGAAACAGCGAGGACGCGGUUGUGGGCAGUUUGGUGCUCGCACUGGCGUACGUUGUGUGGAAUGGUGGCAGCAAUGUAGGAGAGAAGGCCAGGGAAGCGUGUUUCGAGGUCGUCUCGGACGCAUUCAAGGAGAGUCACGACGAGUCGUAUGUGCGGGCUACGGCAGCGCUCUUCGCCGCGCUUUCUGCCUUCCCCGAUCUGGUGAAACCCAUUGUCGAUAACCAUCUGUUGGCAGGCACACCGCCUUCGGUGCUAUCGUCACACUGCAUCCUCACCGUCCUCUCGCCUCCCGAAGACUGGGACGUCGACGGCCCACUCGAUCUUUUUGAGCAACUGACCGUAACCAAGAGUGUUGCGCAGAAAGCCCAGGAGAGCGUAUCGAGCGAGCGUGCAUCUAUCGCGCGGCCAGCCCGUGAAGCCCGGGAGUUGCUCAAGCAGUACGACGCGUGAAGACAAGAGCUGAAAAAUGGCCGCGGUCUGCACAACAAGCUUGUUCACUGGAGCACGUAGUUCUGCAAUGUGACGCACUAAUCACGCAAGGACCAUUUAUGAUAUCAAAAUUACUUCUAUUAUUCUUGUUCAUUAAUGAUCAGUGACUUGGGAGUGUGCUGCCUGCAGCAAGGCGGUGAGUGUCGUAACAUAUUAUGAUGAUUGGUAUGUGUGAGUUCCUUAGGAGUCGACGUGCAACGUUUUCAUGAUACGCUCAAGGCCGGCGUUACCUCCGAGCCUCGCAAUCUCCGUGGAUAUUUGGUUUUCCAAGCUUGCCAUGACCGACAGCGUGUAGUCAAAGGACUUUGUCUGAUCCCUCAGAUAUGAAAUUGUGUAUCGUUUGAGCGUCGGGGUGCUCGGCCGCUUCUGUAGCACAUCUGAGAAAUAGAGUAGGUGAACUUUGC
This is a messenger RNA of Phanerochaete carnosa HHB-10118-sp, 8274 nucleotides long. RefSeq lists its product as uncharacterized. The transcript is spliced from 25 exons. Gene Ontology annotation, cellular component: cytosol. Gene Ontology annotation, molecular function: protein kinase regulator activity. Bases 104 to 7831 code for a protein of 2575 amino acids. The record is from RefSeq and is a predicted model, not a curated record. Gene Ontology annotation, biological process: regulation of translation; cellular response to amino acid starvation. NCBI's taxonomy places the organism in Eukaryota, Fungi, Basidiomycota, Agaricomycetes, Polyporales, Phanerochaetaceae.